This is a messenger RNA of Melanaphis sacchari, 423 nucleotides long. Its product is annotated as protein FAM200B-like. The transcript has a single exon. The record is from RefSeq and is a predicted model, not a curated record. The coding region runs from base 1 to 423 and encodes 140 amino acids. Lineage: Eukaryota; Metazoa; Arthropoda; Insecta; Hemiptera; Aphididae.
AUGGCUAAGCGCGCGUUACCAUAUAAAGAUGAUUUUUUGAAGUUUGGUUUUACAGAAAUAAAAGUUCGAUCGGGAUUAGUGCGUCCUCAAUGUGUGUUCUGCCUGCAAGUUUUGUCAAAUGAAUCAAUGAAAGAAAAUCAACUCAAGCGGUAUCUCAACACUGUUCAUCUUAUAUUGAUAAAUAAACCAUUACAAUUUUGGAAGGAACAUAAAAAUGAAAUAAAACGUAUGCGUCUUGAUUGUCCGUCCAAUACACGUCUUACAGUUUCAUUACAGAAAACAACAAAAGCAUCAUUUGACGUUGCUUGGAAAAUCGCACGCUCUAAAAAGGCACAUAACAUUGAAGAGGAACUUAUCAAACCAGCAGCUAUUCUAUGGUUAGAACGGUCUGCGGAGAUGACACUGCUAAAAAAUUGGAAUUAA